GCAACCGGUCGGUCUGUCGUUCUCUGCUCUGUCCGCGCCACGUUACGCUCGCGCGACCCAACCGUAAACGAUACAUCAAGCAGCUCUGCUUUUCGCGCGUGCGACAGAAGCGACCACGUUCCCGCGACGACGUGACUGCUCCGACGCUGUUGAUAGAGUGGCACUUUAGCGAUCGCUCGUCGGUGAUUACGUCGGAUCAUACCUAAUACGUCGAACACCGAAUGACAACCUGGCCGGUUAUUUAGCAACGUUUUAGUGUUGUGCUCCGAUCCACUGCCGUACGCUUUGAUCAGGACUCUGUUCCGAUUCCAACGGACCCGGUCGCGCUCUAUUGGUCACGCGACGUACGAGACGAUCACGGCUGACCAAUCCGCACCCGCGGAUAACCCCUGUGCACGAGAAUUCGCUCGCGACUGUCUUACACUCCCGCGCGCACGUGCGUGCACGCGCGCUGUCAUAUCUUCGCGCGCACGCAUGUCAACGACACGGGGUCGAAGUUGACAUUCGCGAGCAGCAGAGAGGAUGCUGAUGCUGCAUGACCGGCGCGCAAGGCGUAUCGACAAUAGAAAACUGUACCGUUUUCCGAACGGCCAUUGUCAGCACAACGGUUAUCAGCAUUGUCGUGGCACACGACGCCCGUAACGACGUCGCGACGUCAAGCAAUUCGGCUCGCGGACGCGCCCCCGGCUAGUUCAUCAAUAGACCCCACGUGGCCCAGGAAGCAGCGCGCGAGGUGAUGUUGCUGGAGUCGCGAGGCCUCACCGGUAGGAAGAGAAACGGACUGACACUGACCUCGUUCGGCGGCGGUGGUGGCGGCGGUGACGGCGGCGGUGGCGGUGGCGGUGGUGGCGGAGGAACCGGCAGCGAGGAGGACGACGAGGAAUCCCGACAUCAUCUCUACCUGGGUAGGAAGAUGCAGGGCGAGGGCACCGCCGCCCCCGCGGUAUCCACCGGGUUGUCCGGAUGCGCCGGCGACGACGGCGACGAGAGCUCGAGUCCGUCGCCGAACAGCAGCCUUCUGAACAACCUCAACAAUAACUGCAAUUCGAAUCGGCAGUGCGCGACCGACUUCAGCAUCGCCGCGAUUAUGGCGCGGGACUCGCGUCAACAACAGAUGCAACAACAGCAGCAGCAGCAGCAACAACAGCAGCAACAGCAGCAGCAGCAGCACCACCACCACAGGCAUCCGCAGCAGCAGGCCGUCGGCGGCGGCAAACUGCACCAGCACGAAAGGGAAGCUAGCGGUUCUGGGGUCGUUCGCAGUGCUCCGCCGGUUUCCGAGACGAUCAACGCCGAAGACGAACCGGAAACGGACGAUACUGGCAGCACUAGCGGGAAGGGCGUUUCGCCGGUGGUGAACCCUUUACUCCAGGAGCGCUCGAAUUGCGAGGAGCUCAGGCACGUGGUGUGCCACCUGGAGACCAAGGAUCUCUGGGACAAGUUCAACGAGCUCGGCACGGAGAUGAUCAUCACAAAGACCGGCAGGCGGAUGUUCCCGACCUGUCGCGUCUCAUUCAACGGGCUGAAGGCGGACAGUCGAUAUGCGGUUUUGAUGGACAUCGUGCCGGUCGACAAUAAGAGGUAUCGGUACGCAUAUCACAGAAGCUGCUGGUUGGUGGCCGGAAAGGCGGAUCCGCCGGCGCCAGCCCGGCUCUACGUCCAUCCGGACUCGCCUUUCACGGGCGAGCAGCUCCGAAAGCAGGUCGUCUCCUUCGAGAAAGUCAAGCUCACCAACAACGAUAUGGACAGGCAUGGACACCUGGUGCUGAACUCCAUGCACAAGUACCAGCCGAGGAUCCACCUGGUGAAACGGCCGGACUCGGGCACGGCGAAGCCGAUCAUGGACCUCGAGAAGGAACCGCACAAGACCUUCGUAUUCCCGGAGGCCAUAUUCACCGCUGUCACCGCCUAUCAGAAUCAGCUCAUCACAAAGCUCAAGAUCGACAGUAAUCCGUUCGCCAAGGGCUUUCGGGACUCAUCCCGCCUUACCGACUUUGAGAGCUUCCCUUUCAGGGAGACGAUGGAGUCGAUGCUGGCGGAGCAGCAAUCGCUGAGGUUUCCGCAUCGACUGCCCUUCGAAAUGGAGCAGCUCCAGGCAAGCACGGUGAGCAAUCUCAGUCUCGAGGAAAAAGCCCUAUGGGCCGCACGUUCCCAGAUGCUGCUGAGAGCGGCGGCAGCUGUAGCGGUCAGUCCGUAUGCUCAACUGGUGAGCCCCGCGCUGGUCUAUCCGGGCGCGUCCGCAGCUGGUACUAGCCACCAACAACAGCAGCAGCAACAGCAUCAACAACAGCAGCAGCAGCAACAACUGGGUCAUCUAUGGUGGGCUUCGUCCAUCGGACCGACUCUCUUUGCGGCGGCUCACCAUCAGCAACAGCUGGCCGCUUCCAGCUCUCAGCAGAACCCGACGGGUCCUGCGGCUCCCCGGCCGCUCUAUCCAUCGCCCCUCGCCCUGGCUCAUCACCGAUUCUCGCCCUAUCACACGGCGACCGCGCCCAAAUCUUCGACACCAGCUGCGCCGUCGCCGUCGCCGUCCAGAAGGGCCACACCGUCGCCCACGGACAGUCUCAGUAGAGAGGCCCAGGACCUCUCGCCCUCGUAGUCGCUGGCUCUCACGUGACUUCGUUAAAGAAGUAUCUGACCGCGAUCACCUUGCGGAGGAACUCUGUAAGACCUUUUGCUAAGGCUGCGCGACGAGAGCCGGUGCUUCUCCCUCGAAAAUGGGAGAUUCCGAUAGUCGGAACUGCGAGUUGUGUACUCGCGCUAGGCGAAAUGGAAUUUAUGCGAAAUAUGCCCCGCGAAAUCGUAUCGCCUAGUGUUGUUCCUCUUUCUUGCGAAAAUGACGAAGAUUUGACUUGAGCGGUGAAAGCCGAUUCCCUGUAUGUGUCGAGAUUUAAAAUAAUUUCCUUUUUCUCUUUUAAAUCUCCAGGGAACUCCGGUACUUUUAGCAACUGUAACAUUUUGUUCAUUAGAAGUGCAAUAUCCAUCAGACGGUAAUUUUCUCGUCUUUAGAAUUUUGAAGGAGCCGGUCUCCAUUCCGUUAGAUAAAUGUAAAGAUGAUUGUACAAAAAACAAGAAGAAAAUGUUCUCAUGUUUGCGUAAUGCGACGGAUUACCGUAAAGUGUCUGCGCAACGGAGAUCGACUUUCAUCGCGCGUGUCACGCGUCUCAUGGCGUCCCAUCGGGGGGCGUUAGGAGGUUGUCGCGCUGCGACGUCCGGGUGUACCGACGAAACUUGCGGAACCCGGCGUGAAUAGCGACGAUAAUUGUGGUGUCAAAGGUUCUCGACGGCGCGCGCGGUCGAGUUGGCUUCGGCGUCGCUCUCCAUUUUUCUUUCCUGCACAGCGCAAAGGGGGAGUGCGGGAACAGAAACGUAAAGCUCACGUUCCCCCCUGAGAGUCUGAAUGCUGGCCUCUCUCGCGGCUGAACUCUCGACCUUUGGCGGGCAUGGUGGCAAGUACAGAGGACUUGAGCCGCCUCACGUGACUCGGCGAUUCCGUUGUCUCCCGACUUGUACCCUGGGACCCGGAGAGAGGCCUGGACCUGUGUGUAUAUCCUUGCCUCGAUCGGCGAUCGGAAGCGAUAGGACCUCGCCGCCGCGAUCCUGGUAGUCAGGACGCAGCGUCGUGGAUGCACUUUCGUAACCGAUACGAUAGAGUAUCGUUACGGUAUAACGAAAGUCUGUCACGCGUGCAGAUGACGUCGGAGAUGAGGUAUCUUUAAGUUUUUUCGUUACAUUCGUCUCUUUAUCUUUCACGCGAGAUCGCGUCUCUCGACGUCACAUCGGUUCUUCUUGCGGCCACAUUCGAAGCGAAAGCUGCGAAGAGGCGCGUCGCUGGAGCAAUCCCCAAUAAAGUGCUUUGCACGUUUUCGGGAGAGAAUUCUUAUUAUAAUCUUAAAUAUAUAUAUAUAUUAUUAUUUAAUUUAGUAGAAUAAAUUAUUUAAAAGGUUGAUUCUUUAUAUAUGAAAGUUUAUGAAGUACAGAUGUUUAUUAGUGACUAAAUAUAAUUUGAUAAGUACAAGGGAGGAAGUGUCCAGUCUGAUUUUUAUUGAGAAAUGUUUAUAUCUCAUUUUUCCAUAUUUCAUCGAACAGCCUCUUCGCAGUUCCUCUUUGCAGCUAUUUUUCUACACAAGAAACGUCACGCGUGAUUGAUUGGGCCACGUUGCUUCGAGAUUUUAGGCGAGCGAUCGCGAAUAUCACGGCAAUCUCUGCCGAGUUGUGCACACGAACAAUACAAACGUUGUAAAUAUGUAACCAACAUCCUGGUUCUCAAGGUGGCAUAAUUGCCGCGCAUAAAUACACACACGUAUAUGCAUCUUUAAGGACAACUAAGUUGUACGGUGACUAAAGAACAAAUCUACUGUAUAUAGGUAUACAUAUAUUCUACUUGCGACGUAAGGUAACUACGGCUCUAUCUCUUGUAACAUAAGCUGUAUAUUUCGUAUCACGAGCUAUUGUUAUCGUUAUUUAUGUUUUCGAUUCCGUACUUAGGCGCGGAGGUGCGCGAAGUGGGCGCGCUCGACGAAGGAGCGGCGACCUGGGCUUUCGACAAAUCGAGAGUUCAAGGGUCUAAGGACUUUAAUCCUCGGCAAUCUAAUUACAUCUAGGUUGGACACGGCGAGGAAUCAGAGAAAUCUUCAAUGCCGAAGGAAGAUUGGAGACCCGAGCGACGCUUUGCGCGUUCUCCGUGAGCGCCUGCAAGAAUUAUUAUCGCUGCGGCGACUAGUGUUUAGUGUAGAGCGUUAUAUUGUUAAUGCUUGUGUUGUGAAAAACGCAUACACGCAUCUAUUGCUGUGCAAGCUACUCCCUUGUAAAUAAACCCUAAUAAACUCUUGUACCGAGCGCACCGUUCCGAAUAUAUUUCCUCUUCGUCGUUUUACACUAAUUUCUUUUUCCGUUGUGCAUUUAUCCCCUAAAAAAACUGUCCUAAUUAUAUUAUAAAACUUUGGAGAAA
Ooceraea biroi (clonal raider ant) is the source of this 4951-nucleotide messenger RNA. Its product is annotated as T-box protein H15. Gene Ontology annotation, molecular function: DNA-binding transcription factor activity, RNA polymerase II-specific; RNA polymerase II cis-regulatory region sequence-specific DNA binding. Gene Ontology annotation, cellular component: chromatin; nucleus. Lineage: Eukaryota; Metazoa; Arthropoda; Insecta; Hymenoptera; Formicidae. The record is from RefSeq and is a predicted model, not a curated record. Gene Ontology annotation, biological process: positive regulation of DNA-templated transcription; cell fate specification; heart development.